CCACGUUCGAGAGAGGACCCCGUCCUUCUGACGUUGUCGGCGCGACGGACAUGGCGCUGAUCCGCGGAGCGCGAGGUUUUUCCGUCGUCCGCGCGCUGUCUCGAGCCCGGCACCAGAGCAACGGCCGGGAGUGUGAAAUUUCCAAGCUCCAGUAUUCGGUCUUUUUGAAUCGCAAUCAAUACACAAUUGCCCCCACUAGUUCCCGCUGCUGGCGCCUUUACAGCACGCAGACAGCACAGAGUCCGGAGGAAGAGUCAUUGCAUAAUAUCAUCUCUAACUCUGAGACUGUGAAAGGUUCUUUUUCCAAAUAUGAGUUUCAGGCAGAAACAAAGAAGCUUCUGGAUAUUGUUGCCCGGUCCUUGUACUCUGAAAAGGAGGUAUUUAUUCGUGAGCUGAUAUCCAAUGGAAGUGAUGCCCUUGAAAAGCUACGUCAUAAACUGGUGAGCAGUGCCCAGGACCAUACACCACUGGAACUUCAUCUACAGAGUGAUACAGAGAAGGGUACCUUAACCAUCCAGGACACUGGCAUAGGGAUGACCAGGGAGGAACUAACUGAGAAUCUUGGAACCAUCGCACGUUCUGGAUCCAAGGCUUUCUUGGAGGCCUUGCAGAACCAAGCAGAGGCUAGCACUGGGAUCAUCGGACAGUUUGGGGUUGGAUUCUACUCUGUGUUCAUGGUGGCUGAUAAAGUGGAGGUGUACACACAGGCAGCAGAGAAUGACAGCACAGCAUAUAAAUGGGCUUCUGAUGGCUCUGGGAUGUAUGAAAUUGCUGAAGCCACUGGGGUGAAGCCAGGAACCAAGAUUGUUAUUCACUUGAAGAAAGAUUGCCAAGAGUUUGCAAGUGAAGAUCGGGUUAGAGGUGAGAAGUAAAAAAAUACUA
This is a messenger RNA of Rhincodon typus (whale shark), 882 nucleotides long. Its product is annotated as heat shock protein 75 kDa, mitochondrial-like. Gene Ontology annotation, cellular component: mitochondrial inner membrane. Bases 51 to 872 code for a protein of 273 amino acids. Gene Ontology annotation, molecular function: ATP hydrolysis activity; protein kinase binding; ATP binding. Lineage: Eukaryota; Metazoa; Chordata; Chondrichthyes; Orectolobiformes; Rhincodontidae. The transcript is spliced from 7 exons. The record is from RefSeq and is a predicted model, not a curated record. Gene Ontology annotation, biological process: protein folding.